This is a messenger RNA of Nymphalis io (European peacock), 1536 nucleotides long. RefSeq names its product cytochrome P450 4c3-like. NCBI's taxonomy places the organism in Eukaryota, Metazoa, Arthropoda, Insecta, Lepidoptera, Nymphalidae. The record is from RefSeq and is a predicted model, not a curated record. Gene Ontology annotation, molecular function: heme binding; iron ion binding; oxidoreductase activity, acting on paired donors, with incorporation or reduction of molecular oxygen. The transcript has 10 exons. The coding region runs from base 1 to 1536 and encodes 511 amino acids.
AUGUUUUUCAUACUAUUAUUGUGUUUCAUAGUUUGUUUAGUGUUCGUGAGUGGUCACUCACGAAAACGUGCUCAUCGCUGGGAAAAAUUAAGUGAAUUCCCUGGUGACACGCCUAUACCGAUACUAGGAAAUGGUUUGCAUCUAGGAUUUGAUGCGGACAAGUCCGCAAAUAAAUUGUUGGCGAUGUGGGAAAGACAUGGUAAGCAGAACAUUCGUUUGUCUCUUGGCUCUGAAGAUUGGAUCUUGCUAACAGACCCUGAUGAUAUUGCGACAAUUCUAAAUCAUCCAACGGAAAUUUCGAAGCCAUUGGAUAGAAAUAUGGCAAUGAAACCUUUCUUUGGAAAAUCCGUGUCAACCUCGGAAGGGGAGCGAUGGAAAUCAACCCGUAAACUGAUGGCUUCAAGUUUCCACUUUAAUACCUUAGAAGGAAAAGUCGACGAUGUUAACAAAUACUGCGACCGUCUCUUUGAAAUAUUUGACACUUAUGAUGGAAAGGGCCACGUGGAAUUAUAUCGUUACGUUAGGCCUUUUAUGUAUGACAUUUUAUGCACGAGUCUUAUGGGAGUCGAAACUAAUUUAUUGGCAGAUUGUGAUCAUGCUUACUUAAAGGCCGGUGCAAAAGUUGUUAAAAUAAUAACCCACAAUUACUUUUCUUAUUGGAGGAAUAUUCGCUUGCUGUUUAUGAUGACACCACAAUACAAGGAAAUGAUGGACACUAUCAAUACAAUCAAACAGAAUAGUACAAAUAUCAUUUUAGAAAGAAGAAAAAUUUUAAAUAACAAAAUUGAAAAAGCUUUAAAUAACAACAAAAAUGUUGAUAUGGAUCUGGAAAAUAUAAUUGAAAGUAAGCUUAAUAAUGGUGGAUGUUUGUUGGACAAAUUUAUAUUCAGCAAAUCGCCAAAUGGAGAGCCAACGUCAGAUGAUGUCAUUAAUGAAGAAAUUACUCUACUCUGUUUUACAGGUCACUACACCACAACCGCAACAAUCAGUCACACACUGUAUUGUCUAGCAAAAUAUCCGGAAAUACAAAAUCGAGUGCUAGAAGAGCAGAAAUCUAUUUUCGACAAAAAAUUGCAUAAAAAACCCACGACUCAGGAACUCAAUCAAAUGAAGUAUCUAGAAGCUGUAAUCAAAGAGAGCAUUCGAAUUUUUCCGACAGUUACAAAAAUUGGAAGGCAAUUACAAAACGAUCUCACAUUUGAAGAUGGCCGAGUCGCCCCCGCCGGCAGUUCUGUCCUAGUUUUCUACGAUGCAGCAUUUAAGAAUCCAAAAGUAUUUCCAGAACCAGAAAAAUUCAAUCCGGAACGGUUCUUGGACUCAAUGCAUCCAUUUGCUUUUGUGCCUUUUAGUGCUGGACCUAGAAAUUGCAUAGGUUUCCGUUUUGCCUGGGUUGCAAUGAAGACGACUAUUUCCAAUAUAUUAAAAAGAUACGAAGUGAUGCUUGGGGAUGCCGGUAAAGAACCACAAUUUGUCAGCCGAAUAUUAACAGAAUCUAAAAAUGGCAUACGUCUUAAACUUAAAAAGAGAAAUUUGUAA